Molecule: messenger RNA, 1201 nt
Organism: Drosophila novamexicana
Lineage: Eukaryota; Metazoa; Arthropoda; Insecta; Diptera; Drosophilidae
Product: zinc finger protein-like 1 homolog
Exons: 6
Coding region: 275-1177 (300 amino acids)
Cellular component (GO): Golgi apparatus
Source: RefSeq, a predicted model, not a curated record
AACAUUUCCCAACUUAAAAUUGUUACUGUGCAUUCAAAUACUAACCGUACCCAACUGCGCUCCUAUACAAACAAUUUAUCGAUUAAUCGGAAGUCCGAUAGAAUUUUGCUCGGUCUGGAAACAGUGUAAAUACGUGGCUGUCGAUUCUGUUAUUAUCUAGGCAAAAAUUCCAACAAAAGCUAAGCACAAAAUUAAAAUAAUUUAGAAUUAUUCACAAUAAAUAUGCGAUAAUACAAAUUUGUGCGCCCAAGACAAUAACUCCUCAGUAUCCACAAUGGGACUUUGCAAAUGUCCAAAACGAUUGGUGACAAACCAAUUCUGCUUCGAGCAUAGAGUAAAUGUUUGUGAGCACUGCAUGGUCCAGAGCCAUCCCAAGUGCAUAGUGCAAUCGUAUCUUCAAUGGCUACGUGAUAGCGACUAUAUAUCCAAUUGUACGCUGUGCGGCACCGGCCUGGAGCAGGGCGAAUGUGUACGUCUGGUGUGUUACCAUGUUUAUCACUGGGAUUGCUUGAAUGCACGUCAAGCCGGUUUGCCUCCCAAUACAGCGCCUAGUGGCCAUCAAUGCCCAAGUUGUAGCGUCGAAAUAUUUCCAACAUCUAAUCUGGUCUCACCCGUGGCGGAUGCACUCAAACACUAUCUGGCAAAAGUGAACUGGGGACGAAAUGGACUGGGUCUUGCCUUGCUUUCAGAUGAUCAAAACAAUAGCUUCAAGUCAAAGGCUAUUGCUAGCCAAUCGGCCGUUACGAACAUAACCAAAGUGCACCAUCAUUCCGCUGGCGAGCGUGAGCGUAUGAAACCGAAUGGAGGCGUUGAUAGCUCCAGUCCACAUUCCGUGCUGUUAAUGGAUGCAUUUAAUCCGCCUAGCUCUGGCGAUUUACAUGGAACUAGCAGCCGGCGUCCUUUAUUGCCGCGCCAGUCGCCCAUAGGUGGCACGGAUCGUGAUGAAAAUAAAUACCAGCGCCGCACACCGGCUGAGCUAUUCUCGCGAUGGACGCGUCGCUUUUAUGCACCAUCAUCGCGUCCGCCUUGGCGUCGCACCUGGUUCUUGGCAAUCAGUGGCAUUUUGGCCUUCGUUGUGUUCAUUUAUUUAAUGGCACUGCUAGGUCGAGGUGGUGGCAACGACAGUUUGGACGACAGCUGGAAUAAUCCAAACCCCAACCAGAACCACUACGAAUAAGUGUAUGUGCAUUGUCAACAUAUA